ACUCUCCCCAGGAGACCCAGACCUAGAACUACCCAGAGCAAGACCACAGCUGGUGAACAGUCCAGCCUGUCUCCAGUUGGACUAGCCACAAUUCAAGUGCUUGAAAACCACAUGUGGAGCAGACAAGAUGGAGACAAAUUCCUCUCUCCCCACGAACAUCUCUGGAGGGACACCUGCUGUAUCUGCUGGCUAUCUCUUCCUGGAUAUCAUCACUUAUCUGGUAUUUGCAGUCACCUUUGUCCUCGGGGUCCUGGGCAACGGGCUUGUGAUCUGGGUGGCUGGAUUCCGGAUGACACACACAGUCACCACCAUCAGUUACCUGAACCUGGCCGUGGCUGACUUCUGUUUCACCUCCACUUUGCCAUUCUUCAUGGUCAGGAAGGCCAUGGGAGGACAUUGGCCUUUCGGCUGGUUCCUGUGCAAAUUCGUCUUUACCAUAGUGGACAUCAACUUGUUCGGAAGUGUCUUCCUGAUCGCCCUCAUUGCUCUGGACCGCUGUGUUUGCGUCCUGCAUCCAGUCUGGACCCAGAACCACCGCACCGUGAGCCUGGCCAAGAAGGUGAUCAUUGGGCCCUGGGUGAUGGCUCUGCUCCUCACAUUGCCAGUUAUCAUUCGUGUGACUACAGUACCUGGUAAAACGGGGACAGUAGCCUGCACUUUUAACUUUUCGCCCUGGACCAACGACCCUAAAGAGAGGAUAAAUGUGGCCGUUGCCAUGUUGACGGUGAGAGGCAUCAUCCGGUUCAUCAUUGGCUUCAGCGCACCCAUGUCCAUCGUUGCUGUCAGUUAUGGGCUUAUUGCCACCAAGAUCCACAAGCAAGGCUUGAUUAAGUCCAGUCGUCCCUUACGGGUCCUCUCCUUUGUCGCAGCAGCCUUUUUUCUCUGCUGGUCCCCAUAUCAGGUGGUGGCCCUUAUAGCCACAGUCAGAAUCCGUGAGUUAUUGCAAGGCAUGUACAAAGAAAUUGGUAUUGCAGUGGAUGUGACAAGUGCCCUGGCCUUCUUCAACAGCUGCCUCAACCCCAUGCUCUAUGUCUUCAUGGGCCAGGACUUCCGGGAGAGGCUGAUCCACGCCCUUCCCGCCAGUCUGGAGAGGGCCCUGACCGAGGACUCAACCCAAACCAGUGACACAGCUACCAAUUCUACUUUACCUUCUGCAGAGGUGGAGUUACAGGCAAAGUGAGGAGGGAGCUGGGGGACACUUUCGAGCUCCCAGCUCCAGCUUCGUCUCACCUUGAGUUAGGCUGAGCCACAGGCAUUUCCUGCUUAUUUUAGGAUUACCCACUCAUCAGAAAAAAAAAAAAAAGCCUUUGUGUCCCCUGAUUUGGGGAGAAUAAACAGAUAUGAGUUUAUUAUUGACUUCUUUUUUGAUUUUGGACCUCAGCCUUGGGUGGUCAGGGUGGGAAAUGAUAGGAAGAAGCUGUCAUCUGCAUCCUAGUUUGCCUGAAAUGAACCCAAAUAAUACCCAUUAUUAUUAGUCCUGAAUUAUGAGUAGUGAAUGAUACCCAUCAUUCUGGCAUCAUGAUGAGUAGUGUCCACUUCCAUUCUGAAAAGUGCCCUGCUGUGAAAAAUAAAUUAUAUAGUCAUCCUAGGUAAAUGAAGGAGGAGGGAGAAGUGUGAAAGAGUAUGGCUUAAAUCAGACAAGAUAUACAAGAAGAUACUUUAUAUAGGGCAGGAGCGGUGGCUCAUGCCUGUAAUCCCAGCACUUUGGGAGGCCGAGGCAGGCGGAUCACCAGGGGUCAGGAAUUCGAGAACAGCCUGGCCAACAUGGUGAAACCCUGUCUCUACUAAAAAUACAAAAAUUAGCUGGGCGUAGUGGCAGGCUCCCGUAAUCCCAGCUACUCAGGAGACCGAGGCAGGAGAAUCGCUUGAACCUGGAAGGCGGAGGUUGUAGUGAGCCAAGAAAACGCCACUACACUCCAGCCUGGGUGACAGAGAGAGACUCCGGCUCAG
Molecule: messenger RNA, 1950 nt
Organism: Homo sapiens (human)
Lineage: Eukaryota; Metazoa; Chordata; Mammalia; Primates; Hominidae
Gene: FPR1
Product: formyl peptide receptor 1
Exons: 3
Coding region: 128-1180 (350 amino acids)
Biological process (GO): signal transduction; G protein-coupled receptor signaling pathway
Cellular component (GO): membrane; cytoplasm; plasma membrane
Molecular function (GO): RAGE receptor binding; scavenger receptor binding; N-formyl peptide receptor activity
Source: RefSeq, marked reviewed